Molecule: messenger RNA, 795 nt
Organism: Apaloderma vittatum (bar-tailed trogon)
Lineage: Eukaryota; Metazoa; Chordata; Aves; Trogoniformes; Trogonidae
Gene: ASPHD2
Product: aspartate beta-hydroxylase domain containing 2
Exons: 2
Source: RefSeq, a predicted model, not a curated record
CUCCGGGAUUUCAUCGCCACCGGCAUACAAUCUUUCCGGGACUGCGACGCCACCGCCCUGGCCGCCGUCGCUUGCCUCCUGGUUCUCUUCGUGUGGUACUGCUACCACGUGGGGCGGGAGCAGCCCCGCGCCUACGCCACCGUCAACGCCCUGAUGCAGAGUGCCGAGGCCAACGGCGUGCAGAACGGGUACGUCUACUGCCCCUCGCCCGAGUGUGUGCGCUGCACGCACCACGACGGGCUCAACCAGAAACUCUACCACAACCUGCAGGAAUACGCCAAGCGGUACUCCUGGUCUGGCAUGGGCAGGAUCCACAAGGGCAUCCGCGAGCAGGGCCGCUACCUCAAUAGCCGGCCAUCUAUCCAGAAGCCAGAAGUCUUCUUCUUGCCAGACUUGCCAACCAUGCCCUAUUUCUCCCGGGACGCUCAAAAGCACGACGUGGAGUUGCUGGAGCGCAACUUCCAGACCAUCCUGUGCGAGUUUGAGACCCUCUACAAAGCUUUCUCAAACUGCAGCCUCCCGCAAGGAUGGAAAAUGAACAGCACACCGAGUGGAGAGUGGUUCACCUUCUACCUGGUGAACCAGGGCAUGUGCGUGCCCAGGAACUGCAGGAGAUGCCCACGGACGUACCGCUUGCUCGGGAGCCUUCGCACCUGCAUUGGCAACAAUGUCUUUGGGAACGCGUGCAUCUCCGUGCUGAGCCCGGGCACCGUCAUCGCCGAGCACUAUGGACCCACCAACAUCCGCAUCCGCUGCCCCCUCGGUCUGAAGACGCCCAGCAACUGUGAGCUGGUG